Cladophialophora bantiana CBS 173.52 is the source of this 4386-nucleotide messenger RNA. RefSeq lists its product as uncharacterized. Gene Ontology annotation, cellular component: cytoplasm; plasma membrane. Gene Ontology annotation, molecular function: calcium ion binding; actin binding. Gene Ontology annotation, biological process: endosomal transport; endocytosis. The transcript is spliced from 3 exons. The coding region runs from base 1 to 4386 and encodes 1461 amino acids. Lineage: Eukaryota; Fungi; Ascomycota; Eurotiomycetes; Chaetothyriales; Herpotrichiellaceae. The record is from RefSeq and is a predicted model, not a curated record.
AUGUACUCGUCUUCCAAUUCGUUUCUGGGCGGCGGAAACACCGCCCGUCCUGGUCCUGCGCCUGGAGGCUUUGGACCGCAGCAAUCUUUCGGCUCUUUCAAUCAAGCUCCUCCGCAACAGCAAUCGCCCUUUGCUCCGCAGCCCACCGGCUUCCCCGGUCAGUUACAAGCUCAACAGACCGGCUUUCCGGGUUAUCAGCAGCAGCAGGGUUUCCAGGCUCCUGCGCAGCAACCUCAGUUUACGGGCUAUCCUCCUCAGAAUCAACCCCAGCAACCCCAGUUCCAGCAGCCUCCUCCGCAGGCGCCAGCUUUUCAGCAACAGCCAUCCUUUCCAGCAGCUCCUCCUCCUCCGGCACAGCAACCACCUGUAGCUGCCCCGCUUCGCCCUCAGCAGACUUCUGCUCAGAUUGCGGCCUCCUUUACCCAAGGCUCCACCGGCACAUCUGCGGCAAAGAGGAGGCAGAGCAAGAGCUCCAGCAGGAUUCCGAACAUUCGAUUGUCUUUCAUCACUGCUACCGACCAAGCGAAAUUCGAGCAGCUGUUUAAGUCCGCCGCGGGAGAUGGCCAGGCAUUGAGUGGAGAGAAGGCCAAAGAUCUGCUUCUCAGGUCUAAAUUGCCGGGCAGCGCCUUAUCGCAAAUAUGGAUCCUUUCAGAUACUACAAAGUCAGGGCAGCUCCUUUUCCCGGAGUUUGCUCUGGCAAUGUAUCUGUGCAAUCUGAGGUUGACCGGAAAGGAUCUGCCUAGCGUCCUUCCCGAGAAGAUCAAGAACGAGGUGUCGAGUAUGGUCGAUAUCAUCUCCUUUGGUGUCCCGGACGAGAAGCCUCUGCCGCCAACGCGGUCAAACGUACCGGACUUCGACGCUCCGCUCCGUCAGAAUGCUGUUUCUCCGCCUGCUCCUCAGCAGCCGACCCCACAGCAGCCCUCAAAUCAGCAGCUUUUGUCGCAACUGACUUCUCAACCGACGGGGUUUUACAACCAGGCUACAGGAUUUCAGCCCGGACUCCAGCCGCAGCCCACAGGCUUUCCUGGGCUAUCACAGGGACUACAGACGCAGCCCACUGGUUUUGUAAAUCCCGCCCAGCCAACUGCUUUUGGCGGCGCUCGGCCUUCAAUGCCUCUCAUGCCCACGAGUGGCUUUGGUUCCAAUGUCUCGCCGCAACAAACUGGUCAUCUACAAACCCAGCCGACUGGACUUCCCGGUCAAUGGGGUUUUGUCAAUACGCCUGCCGGAGGUCUACCCAACAUUGAAGCUCUACAACAGCGUCUAAUGCCCCAAGCUGGCCGCGAGGCCGGUGGGUACACUACGCAAGGGCUAUCCGGGAGCGCAAAGAUUCCUUGGGCGGUCACCAAGGACGAGAAGAGAAUUUAUGAUCAACUGUUUCGAGCUUGGGACGGCUUAGGCAGAGGUUUCAUUGCCGGAGAAACGGCCAUUGAGAUCAUGGGUCAGAGUGGUCUGGAGAGAUCUGACUUGGAAGCCAUUUGGACCCUGUCUGAUCCUAAUAAUAAGGGUCGGUUGAACAUGGACGAGUUCGCCGUGGCAAUGCACCUUAUCUACCGGAAGUUGAACGGGUACCCAAUCCCCGCCCGACUUCCCCCGGAACUCAUUCCUCCCUCAACGAAGAAUUUCAAUAGCUCGAUCGAUACCGUCAAGUCUCUCCUGUCCCAAGAUGCAGAGGCUAGAAAGUCAUCGGGCGCAUUCCUGCAGCCACAAAAGACCGGUGUGAGCUAUCUUAAGGAUCAUUCGUUCCGCAGCGGCUCUGCAUCGCCCAACUUUGGUCGCAAAGAUGCAACUGUCUUUCGGAAUAAUGACGAUGAUGUUGGAUAUCGUUCGAGCGCGAGGCGCCGUAUUGGACAUGGGGGUAGAACCCCUUCCCCCGCACCGUCAUCCGAUAUGGGGGAUAGCGUGUACGAUGACCUGACUCCCGAUCAAAUUAGGAAGAAGAUUCGGGAGAAGAAGAUCUUGCUCGACGCUACUGAUUUCCAGGACGAGCGACAAGCGGAUGAUGAUGAUGUCUUGGAUCGAAGAGACAGACGAGAGGCUGAAGAUCUUUUCCGGCAAAUCCGGCGAAUUCAGGACGAUAUCGACACACAUCCCAAUUCCGGAUUCGCUGGGGGUGACACUGGCGCAGAGAGGAGAGCAAUGAGAAGGGAGCUACAGCGAUACCAAGAUCGUCUGCCAGCGUUAGCGUCAGACGUAAGGAAGGUUGAGAAGAGCAUUGCUGAAGCCAAGCUGCAACUUUUCCGCUUAAAGGACGCCAAAGCUCACCCGAACAGCGCUUCUAACAUUGUUGGAACUGGCCCUGGUGGCACUGUGACCGAAGCCGACCGCAUUAAGGCGCGAGCGCGGGCUAGGAUGCAAGCUCGAGCUGCAGAGCUUGCUGGUCGCCCUGCCCCCGCUGCCGAUGACGAAGCAGGUGCGCAGAGGCGCUUAGAACAAGAGACUUCCAAGGUCAAGUCGGAACAAGAACGGCACGAGGCCAUGACUAGAGACGUUGAAGAGAGCGUAAAGGACUUUGUUUCGAGUCUCGAAGAUGGUUUGCGAGACCAAGGGGAAAACGCAACUCAAGAGCAUGAACGCAGAAGGUGGGAGGAAGCUCUUGGUGUCGAAGAUGAGAUAAAGGAACUCAUCUACGAUCUGCAGCGGAGCAGUAGAACCGCGAAGAUCCGCAAGGAAGAGCAAUCACGGCCGGUCAGACAAUCGUCGCGCGACUACUCUCACGACGAAGCCAAGCCCACAAAUGGCAACUUGCCUUCGCGACCAGCUCCAACUUCGGCCCCUUCAACCUCUUCCGUAACGACAGGCCACACGCAGCAGGACCGCAUUGCCACUGCCAAGGAGAAGGCCUUGAAACGUAUCCAAGAGAGAAUGGCUGCAGCUGGUAUCAAGUCAGCUGGGGAGCCUAGUGAAACUUCCCAGCAGCGCCAGGAACGUGAGCAACGAGAGAGAGCCGAGCGACUUCGCAAAGCCGAAGCCGAAGAUGCUAGACGUGAGCAAGAACGACAGCAGAGACUAGCCAAUGAGGGCGUAGCCCCUCCAAGCCCGAAAGCUGAAAAGAAGCCCCCCCCGCCACCAACUCGAAAACAGAGACAAGACAGCACAGAUCUCUCCGCGAAGAAAGCAGCCGAGGCAGCAGCCCGUGCGAAGGCGGAGGAAGAAGCCGCGGCGCAGAUUAGAGCAGAGCAGGAAGCAGAGGCGCGAGAACGCAAACGGCUGGAGGCCCAGGCCAAGGCGCAAGAAGACGAGCUGGAGAAGGAGCGUGAGGCCGCCCAGGCUCGCUUGCGAGCGCUUGAAGAGCAAGUCAAGGCAGGUAAGGUGAAGAAACAGGAAGAAAGGGCUCGGAAGAAAGCGGCAGAGAAAGAGGCCAAGGAGAAGGAGGCCAAGCUUGCUGCACAAAGAGCCGAGCUGGAGGCUGCCCGAGAAAGAGAGCGGCAACUCCAGCUUCAACUUGAACAUCUUGGAGAUGAGUCGUCGUCUGACGACGAGGACGAGGGCCCGCAACAGAUUACGCCCCAAGAGAGCACACCGGCAACCAGUCAAAUGCUGACUGGCUCUAUCGCCUCACCACCACCAAGUACUGCCCCUCCAGAACCCUCUGCAAGCAGUGGCCAUGAGCCGACCCCCGUUUCCAGCCCACCCGCUGCCGAAGAGUCAAGGAACCCAUAUUUCCGAAAGCUUUCCCAAACACAACCAUCAGAGAAUGGAAAGCCAGUCUUCUCUCCACCCCCCAUCCCGCAAGCUCAGGCAUUCUCACCUCCGCCAGCGCCUCAUCCACCUGCGCCGCCUGCCGAGAGUCUGCCAUCAACUAAUCCCUUCCACCGCAUUGCUCAACAAGAGGCUGCUAAGCCAUUGACUCCGAGCUUUACUGGGGCUCAAUCACGGCGUCGUCCCGAAGAGGACGAAUGGUCUGCUGCGGGCUCUGACAGGGAUGAAGACAGUGACGAUGAAGCCGAUCACCCGGGUGGGGGAUCUGCAAAGCAUUUGGCUUCCAUCUUGUUCGGUACCAUGGCACCACCCAGGCCAUUGUCCGCCAUGGACAGUAAGCCCCAGACGCCCGUCCAAGAGCCGCCACCUAUUCCAGGUACGUUUGACUCGGGUUCCGCUCCACCGCCUCCUCCGAUUCCCGGAAGUGGUGCACCAACGGCACCGCCGCCUCCACCCCCGAUGCCAGACGCUGGUGGUUUCAAUGCACCACCGCCACCUCCUCCGUUCCCUAACUCUGGUGCACCCGGAGGUCCGCCGCCGCCUCCGCCGAUGCCUGCCCCAGCUCGUGCUGGAACUGGUGAUAUUGGUGCUUUGCUGGGUGAGAUCCAGAAAGGUAAAGGACUGCGAAAGACUGAAACGAAGGAUAGGAGUGCCAGUGCCGUCGCUGGAAGGGUUUUGGAUUAG